Molecule: messenger RNA, 1503 nt
Organism: Lasiodiplodia theobromae
Lineage: Eukaryota; Fungi; Ascomycota; Dothideomycetes; Botryosphaeriales; Botryosphaeriaceae
Product: Dolichyl glycosyltransferase
Exons: 5
Coding region: 1-1503 (500 amino acids)
Biological process (GO): protein N-linked glycosylation
Cellular component (GO): endoplasmic reticulum membrane
Molecular function (GO): dolichyl pyrophosphate Glc1Man9GlcNAc2 alpha-1,3-glucosyltransferase activity
Source: RefSeq, a predicted model, not a curated record
AUGGCCGACGCCCUGCACCCGUCGCUGGCCCAGUGCGCCCUCGUCGCCACGGCGCUCAAGCUGCUGCUGCUCCCUGCGUACAAAUCCACCGACUUCGAGGUCCACCGCAACUGGCUGGCCCUCACCCACUCGCUGCCCGUCCGCCAGUGGUACUACGAGAACACCUCGGAAUGGACCCUCGACUACCCGCCUUUCUUUGCCUACUUUGAAUAUGCGCUGUCUCAGGCCGCCCGCCUGGUCGAGCCCGGUCUGCUCAACGUCAAGGCGCUUGGCUACGACACCUGGCAGACCGUUUACUUCCAGCGGGCCACUGUGAUCGUCACCGAGCUGGUCCUGGUCUAUGCUCUCCACCUAUACGUCAAGACAGCCAAUUCGCAGAAGCUUGCCCAUGCUGCUUCCCUGUCGGUCCUGCUGUCGCCGGGCCUGCUGAUCAUUGACCACAUUCAUUUCCAGUACAAUGGCUUCCUCUUCGGCAUCCUGGUCCUGUCCAUGGUGCUCGCCCGUCGCCAGUCGACGCUGCUGCUGAGCGGCUACCUCUUCGCGGCCCUGCUGUGCUUCAAGCAUCUGUAUCUGUACGUUGCGCCGGCGUAUUUCGUAUACCUGCUCCGCGUCUAUUGCUUGAGCCCGCAGUCCAUUUUCCGGAUCCAGUUUUUCAACUGCCUGAAGCUUGGCCUUGGGAUCAUCGCCAUCUUCGCCGCUGCCUUUGGGCCUUUCGUGUACUGGAGCCAAAUCCCGCAGCUGCUGACCCGCCUCUUCCCGUGGGACCGUGGCUUGACUCACGCGUACUGGGCCCCCAACGUCUGGGCGAUGUACUCGUUCACCGACAGGGUUCUGCUGUAUUUGGCGCCGUACCUCAAUCUGCCCGUUGACCGGUCGGCGGCAACUAGCCUGACUAGAGGCUUCGUUGGGGACACGCAGUUCGCCGUUUUACCGGAUGUGCCGAAGCAGGCAACCUUCGCCCUGACCCUGCUCUUCCAGAUCAUUCCGCUCAUCAAGCUAUUCCUAAAACCGACAUGGGAGAUCUUCAUAGGCGCUGUAACGCUCUGUGGGUACGCAUCCUUCCUCUUCGGAUGGCACGUGCACGAGAAGGCCAUCUUGACGGUCAUUAUUCCCUUCAGCCUUAUCGCGCUUAAGGACCGCCGGUAUCUCGGAGCGUUCCGCCCUCUCGCCGUUGCCGGGCACGUGAGCUUGUUCCCCCUGCUCUUUACCGCCAUGGAAUUUCCCAUCAAGAUUUUGUACACCAUCUUCUGGCUGGUGGCUCUGCUUCUGGCGUUUGACCGGUUGGCGCCUGCUUCCCCACAGCCGCGGUUCUUCCUCCUGGAUCGCUUCGCGCUGCUGUACAUCACAGUGGCAAUUCCACUGAUUGUGUACACAUCGUUUGUGCACCAGCUCGUCUUCGGUGCACGCCUCGAGUUUCUUCCUCUGAUGUUUACGAGCUCGUACUGUGCCGUUGGCGUAUUUAGCAGCUGGGUCAGUUUCCUAAACGUAUAUAUGACAUCGUGA